GGAGCUACCGCGUUCAUCCCGGAACUCCAGCGGAUAAGCAGGCCGGGCGCAAACACAAUAGCAUAAGUAGCACCGGAGCGCUUUGUCGAUCCAUCCAGGGUCCGUCUUUUCUACCAUCUGGUCGGGUAAGUGCGCGACAUCGACGAUGUCUACAUCCAGCUUGGAGUACCUGGAGGCACUCGCCAGGGAUGAGGCUGCCGUCAAUGCCAUGACUCUGGCUGGAUUUACGGUCCUCAUCUACGAUCAUGUCCUGACGGUGAGUGAGAAUGUGAACUACAUAUGGAGGGCGCGAAUGGGGAUUGUAUCGGUCAUAUUUCUGCUCAACCGAUACAUAGUCCCUCUUGUGCUAGUCAUCGACAUCUACGAGGCGAUGGGCCUCAGUGGUAACCCGUCCUCCGUCUUGUUUUGCAAGAUCUGGACAGUGUUGCAAGGCUAUCUGACGAUCGCUUCCUUUAUGUCUAUCCACGCCAUCGUCGCAUGGCGCCUCUAUUGUCUGCAUGGAGGGGAAGCAUGGAUUAGGAGAGUGUUGUGUACUGCAGCAGUGCUCUAUGUAUCGAGCUCUACUGCGAUCAUCACAGUGUCGCUGGUGCCGAUCAUCCGCCACUUGAAACCCGAACAUCAUCAAUGUGUCAGCUCCGUUCCUUCAUACCUGUGGACGGCUUGGUUGCCAAGCGUCGUCUUCGAAACACUCCUUUUUGUUCUCACAGUUGUCGCCAUGCUUCGUCAAGAAAGACGUCGAUCAUUCAGUAGUCUGUCUCUUUUAUUAUACCGUGAUGGAAUGUUGUACUUUGUUGCUGUGACUGUUUGUUCGCUACUGUCGUUACUCGUCUGGGCAUUAGCGGGUCCUGCGUUCCUCGGUCUCGCUCGGUACUUCGCUCUGGCUAUGGUGAACGUUGCAGGAUCCCGAUUAGUCCUGAACCUCAAGGGGUUCUCCGCCUCGCGGUGCAGCGUAGACUUCGUGUCUGACUCGUUCUCCAUGGUCUCGUCCGAGGCGGCCCUGACCACGCCAUACUGGAAUGCUCGACGACAGAACGGGACCGAUGCAUCAGAGAUCGUAGAAGGGGACCUUGAUAUGGAGAUGGAGAUGUAUUCGAUCGAGCGAGAUUGUCAGCAGCUUGGAACGAAGUUCCUGCACUCUCCUUAGGUUUGACAACGCAUGUAGCGCUAUCGGUUUGUAGCCUUAGGUUAAUUCGGAGGUUAUUGGGUCCAAUUAACGCAUUUGUACCCUAUGAACUUAGGAAGAGCGCAAGAUGGCCGUGCGACAAUGGUAUCACGUCCUCGCUGGCAUCCUUGUAAUCUGACGAGACGUACUUCCGGAUCGUGGAGUGAUUGAGUAAAAGC
This is a messenger RNA of Laetiporus sulphureus 93-53, 1341 nucleotides long. RefSeq lists its product as uncharacterized. Lineage: Eukaryota; Fungi; Basidiomycota; Agaricomycetes; Polyporales; Laetiporaceae. The record is from RefSeq and is a predicted model, not a curated record. The transcript is spliced from 16 exons. Bases 146 to 1144 code for a protein of 332 amino acids.